Messenger RNA from Scleropages formosus (Asian bonytongue), 5673 nucleotides. RefSeq names its product phospholipase C beta 1 (gene plcb1). Gene Ontology annotation, molecular function: calmodulin binding; calcium ion binding; phosphatidylinositol-4,5-bisphosphate phospholipase C activity. The record is from RefSeq and is a predicted model, not a curated record. NCBI's taxonomy places the organism in Eukaryota, Metazoa, Chordata, Actinopteri, Osteoglossiformes, Osteoglossidae. The transcript has 32 exons. Bases 255 to 3908 code for a protein of 1217 amino acids. Gene Ontology annotation, cellular component: nuclear speck; cytoplasm. Gene Ontology annotation, biological process: release of sequestered calcium ion into cytosol; lipid catabolic process; G protein-coupled receptor signaling pathway.
UCGGCAGGAAUCAGCGGUCGAGGCUCCACAUCGCGGCUCUCCAGGUGUCGCGAAGCCGUCAAAAGCCGCGUGUGCGCCAUGCGCCGUUAGGGCGAAAUAAUUAUAAGAGAGGGUCCUCUCGAUCGCUGCCGUUGCCAUUCCAGGCUCCUCCGGCUUCUUUCUUGUUUUUGGUGGGGAGAGGGGCGGGGGAGGGGGGUGGACUGAAAGCACUGUUGCGAAGUUCAUCUCGUGUCGGCCGGGAAUCGCACGAGUAAAUGGCAGGAGCACAGCCCGGCGUGCACGCGCUGCAGCUCGAACCCGUGCGGGUGUCGGAGAGUCUCAAGAAGGGCAGCAAAUUCAUGAAAUGGGACGAUGAUGCUUCAACAGUAACCCCGGUGACCUUACGAGUUGAUCCGCAAGGCUAUUUCCUGUACUGGACAGAUCAGAGCAAGGAAACUGAAAUCUUGGACAUCACCUACAUCAAGGAUGCAAGAACUGGGAAAUGCACAAAGACGCCAAAGGAAGCCAAACUGCGAGAGCUGCUCGACGUGGGGAACCUGGUCGGCCGGAUAGAGAACAAAAUGUUGACGGUGGUGACCGGGCCGGAUAUGGUUAAUAUCAGCUACCUGAACUUCAUGGCCUUCCAGGAGGAAGUCGCAAAGGAGUGGGCAGAUGAGUUGUUUAGCCUGGCGUCAAACCUGCUGGCGCAGAACAUGUCAAGGGAAUCCUGUCUGGAGAAAGCGUACACAAGACUCAAGCUUCAACUCAACCCAGAGGGCCGUAUUCCUGUAAAGAACAUCCAUCGGAUGUUUUCUGCAGACAGAAAGCGUGUGGAGACGGCGCUGGAGAGCUGCGGCCUCCCCUCCGGCAGGAAUGACUCCAUCCCUCAAGAGGACUUUACUCCAGAUGUGUACAAACAGUUCGUCAGUAACAUCUGCCCAAGGUCAGAGAUCAGCCAGAUCUUCUCAGACCAGGGGGCCAAGGGGAGGGCGUACCUCACGCUGGAGCAGAUGACGGACUUUGUGAACAACAAGCAGCGUGACCCCCGGCUCAAUGAGAUCCUGUACCCCCCGCUAAAGCCCGACCAGGUGCAGCUCCUCAUUGAGAAAUAUGAGCCCAACAGCAGCCUUGUCCAAAAAGGACAGAUAUCAGUGGAUGGGUUUGCUGCGUACCUCCUCAGCGAAGAAAACGGGGUCAUCCCCCCGGAGAAGCUGGACCAAAGCGAGGACAUGAGCUUCCCGCUGUCUCAGUACUUCAUCAACUCCUCGCACAACACUUAUCUCUCAGCGGGCCAGCUGGCCGGAAACUCCUCGGUGGAGAUGUACCGGCAAGUGCUGCUGUCGGGAUGCCGCUGCGUGGAGCUCGACUGCUGGAAGGGCCGCACGGCCGAGGAGGAGCCCGUCAUCACGCACGGCUUCACCAUGACCUCCGAGAUCUCGUUCAAGGAAGUUAUUGAGGCCAUCGCCGAAUGCGCGUUCAAAACCUCCCCCUUUCCUGUCAUAUUGUCCUUCGAGAACCACGUGGACUCCCCCAAGCAGCAGGCCAAGAUGGCAGAAUACUGCAGAUCAAUAUUUGGCGACGCGUUGCUGAUCGAACCACUUGAGAAAUACCCUCUGGAGUCCGGGUUCCCUCUGCCCAGCCCGCAGGAGCUCAUGGGGAAGAUCCUCAUCAAGAACAAGAAGUCGCACAAACCCUCAGACGGCAGCGCGAAGAAGAAGCUGGCCGAACAGGCCUCCAACGCGUGCAGCGACACCUCGAGUGUGCUCGAACCCUCAUCCCCGAGUACAGGGGAUGUGGAGGCAGAGAGUGAUGAUGAUGACGACGACGAUGAAGACUGUAAGAAAUCCAUGGAUGAGGGAACAGCAGGAAGGGAAGCUGUCGCCACGGAGGAGAUGUCCACGCUGGUCAACUACAUCCAGCCCACCAAGUUUCACUCGUUCGAGGUUUCCAAAAAAAUCAGCCGUAGUUACCAGAUGUCUUCGUUUGUGGAAACAAAAGCUCUGGAGCAGCUCACAAAAACCCCCGUGGAGUUUGUCGAAUACAACAAGUCUCAGCUCAGCAGGAUCUAUCCGAAGGGAACACGCGUGGAUUCCUCCAACUACAUGCCUCAAGUGUUCUGGAACGCUGGUUGCCAACUAGUGGCGUUGAACUUCCAAACAAUCGACCUCCCUAUGCAGUUAAACCUGGGGAUGUAUGAGUACAACGGCAAGAGUGGAUACAGACUGAAGCCGGAGUUUAUGAGGAGGCCGGACAAACACUUUGACCCCUUCACGGAGACCACCGUGGAUGGAAUCGUAGCAAAUACCUUAUCAGUAAAGAUUAUAUCUGGGCAGUUUUUGACAGACAAGAAAGUCGGCACAUAUGCAGAAAUCGAUAUGUUUGGUCUGCCUGUCGAUACGAGGAGGAAAGCUUUCAAGACCAAGACCUCGCAAGGCAACGCGAUCAACCCGGUGUGGGACGAGGAGCCCAUAGUGUUCAAGAAGGUUGUCCUGCCUACUCUGACCUCUCUGCGAAUAGCAGUGUUCGAGGAAGGUGGCAAAUUCAUAGGCCACCGCAUCAUCCCUGUGUCCGCUAUCCGGCCAGGCUACCGCUACAUUGGCCUCAGGAACGAGAAGAACCAAUCGCUGGUGCUUCCCGCUAUAUUUGUCUACAUCGAAGUGAAAGACUAUGUUCCAGACACCUUUGCCGAUGUGAUCGAGGCACUAUCGAACCCGAUCCGAUACGUGAAUUUAAUGGAGCAGAGAGCCAAGCAACUGGCCGCCUUGACCUUGGAAGAGGAAGAGGAAGUUGUCAAGGAGGUGGAGCAGAGGACGGAUCAGCCUGCGGAGCCCAAAAGUGACCCGAAACCGGUGACGUCGGAGAACGGCGUGAGCCACGCGGCCAACACGGCGCCAAAGCCUGCGUCUCAGGUGACUCAGCAGGCCCCGUCCACAGUCUCAGCAAAGACCUCUGUGAAGACUGAAGAUCUCAUUCAAAGUGUCCUCACAGAAGUGGACCCCCAAACUUUAGAGGAGCUGAAGCAGCAGAAACCAUAUGUGAGGGAGCAGAGAAGGCAGUACAAGGAGAUGAAGGAGCUGGUGAAGAAGCACCAUAAGAAAACCACGGACAUGAUCAAGGACCACACGGUCAAGUACAACGACAUCCAGAGCGAGUACUCGCGACGCAGAGCCGCCCUCCAGAAAUCGGCAAAACGAGAUGGUAAGAAAAGCAGGUGCCUGUCUCCGGGCCCGGGCCACGAGCCGUCUGCGGUCGAGCAGGAACUCAGCGCCCUCGACAAGGAGAGCAGAGAGAAGCUGGCCGAGCUGAAAGAGCAGCAGCAGCAGCAGCUGCUGAACCUGCGGCAAGAGCAGUACUACAGCGAGAAGUACCAGAAGAAGGAGCACAUAAAGCAGCUCAUGGAGAAACUGACCUUGGUGACAGAAGAAUGUCAGAAUAACCAGUUAAAGAAACUCAAAGAGUUGUGUGAGAAAGAGAAAAAAGAGCUGAAGAAGAAGAUGGACAAGAAAAGGCAGGAGAAGCUGAACGAAGCCAAAUCGAAAGAUAAGCACCUGACAGAGGAGGAGAAAUUGGAGAUUAACAGGUCUUACGUCAAUGAGGUGGUUCAGCACAUCAAACGAUUAGAAGAUGCCCAGAGCAAAAGACAAGAGAAACUUCUAGAGAAGUAUAAGGAUAUUCAGCAGCAAAUCCUGGAUGAAAAGCCAAAGCAGCAAGCCGAGCUCGACCAGGAGUACCAGGACAAGUUCCGGAGGCUUCCUCUGGAGAUCCAGGAGUUUGUGCAGGACACCACCAAGGGGAAAGGCAACGAGGACGGAAAGCACAGCCCGCUCCCUCCCUCAGCGACAUCCGAGCAGCCGAACCACAAGAGCGCCUGUUCUGAGGACGAAGCUGAGAGCGAGAGCAGAGAUCGGCCCUCCGAUGUAACACACUAGGCACAUUUUUGGAUUCAGGCUAAUUUAUUAAUUUAAGUUUCUAUGUUUAACAUGUAACUUUAAACAAACAGUAGCAGUUGUGUAUGCACCUGUUGGGUUAAGAAAAGGGCUCUUAAACUGAUCGAGGGGGACGUACUUGAACUAUGUCACGGAUAUGAAGUAACUUUUUACACGAUCACAUUAUUCUUAUAGAUUGCAUUAACAGCAACCACUAUAGAGUAGCGUAGUCCGGUACAUAUUAUUUUUUAUUGUGGUGGGUCAUGGUGCUAGUUUCUUGGAUUUAUGCAUAAAUUACUGUAUGAUAUUGUUAAGACUGAAUUUACUGUCAGUAUUAUAAUUUCUGUGUCUACUGCUACCAUAAUGACUAUUAAGACCUUUUUAAUCAUGGAAAAUAGUUUGAAUGUUGAAUUGUGUUUUUAAAGUGAUGCUGUAGGUGUUACGCUUGUGGUCAUAUUAUUAAGUGGCAGGCAAAGCAAAUUGUUUCUAUCCACUGCAGAUUUAAAAAAAAAAACAGGAUACACCCAUCAUAUCGCAUUUCUGGGUGUAUGCAAUAUAACUCACGAAACGCAGCCGUACUGCACCGAAAAAUUACGGACAUUUGCUUUGGUCUGCAAGCACUGGUGGCUUGCCAAGUUCAGUUACAUCUUAUAAAUCAAUAUAGCAGUGAUAUUUAUUGUAACUGUUUUCUAGUUUUUAUUUUUUUGUCAGAUUGGAUUUAUACAGUACAUUGUUCUGAAAUACCGGUUAUUAGUUCUGUAUUGGACUGUUUAUUGAAGUUCCAUGAAUGCAUGAGAAAAUAAUUCGCACUAAUUUUGUGAUGUUACAGAGUUACUUGUGAAAUGUUGGCUAUAAUGUAUAAGGUUAAAUGUUCAUUUGUUUUGGUUAAAAAAGAAUGACCUUUUUUAAACUUUUUUAAUUUUAUAUUUUCAAGUACUAUUUUUAAGUAGUCUAUCAAGAAAAAAGUUGGUCUUAGUUUUUAUACAUGAGUCUUUACAUUCCACACAGUACAACACACCUUUUUAUUUUAAAAAUGAAGGACCUUUGUUCGUUCAAAAAGAUAAGUAUUCACUUUACUGCUGAUGAGCAACUGAUCAGUAUUACUCAAAAUAAACUUUAGUGGCCUCGUGAAACCGAAUAACACGGCAGGCAUGACCCUUGAGAGGGAUGAUGUAUUUGUAUUGUUUCUGUAAAAUGGUCAUUCAGUUCGCUUACCAUUAACAUCACUCAAGACGUGGUGAAUAUCAAUCUUUACUGAACACUUUAUGAAAAAAGAAAGAAGGAUUUGGCUAACAGUGGUGUUAGUACCAAAACUAGUUUUGUUAAAAUGCUUUGCUUUCAUUAUAUGAAACCAUUUUAAUUUAGGGCAACAGAGCUGAAUCUUACAUUUUUGUUGUUUAGCUCAGUCUGUGCAAAUUCUUUUUUCCUCAUAUAUAUAUUUAUAUAGCAGUUGUGGCCUUCAGAAAGGAGUUUUACUUCCAUAAUUUUCAGAGUGGAAACAAACAUCCAAGGUGUAUUAUUAUUAUUAUUAUUAUUAUUAUUAUUAUUAUUAUUAUUAUCAUCAUAUGCCUGUUCAGAGUGACAGUUGAGAAUGAGUAUGGUUGAAAAUUAAAAUCUGGUUGGUCUACUUUUCACUGGGGCUUUUAACUCUUCCACUGUAUAUCAUAUGUUAAGAAAUUACUGAAUAUGUAUUAUCAAUUACUGUGUACAUUUCAGUUUUUUUAUUCAGUUUAUACUUAAAUAAAGCUUUUAAAUACUUAAUACUACA